ACACAGAUAAGACAGAAAGAGAGAAGCGAGGGAGUCACAGGCCAUGUUCAAGUGAGAAGAGAAAAGAGAAGACAUGAGACUCGAGGAGAAGAGGACAGAAUGUGCACAGUCACCAAACAGAAAAGCCGAGGCAGCAGUCCAAUGGCGCAAGUAUGACACCGAGUUAAUUACCUGGUGGAGAUGUAGCAAACACUCCUGACACAUUCAGAGGAAGGGACAACAUUAACUGCUGCUGACUCUGGAGGAAACAGUGGACACAUGUUGGCUGUUUUUGUUGUUGUUGUUUUUUUUAAUUAUCCUCUAAAAUGAGGAUGACUAAAUGACUAACGAGGGAAUCCACUGACGGGGCUCAGCACAAAGGUCCAUCUUAGGAAAGCAAGUGGAUAAACUUCCAGACUUGAAGGCCUCUGAGGCCCAACCAGGAUGCCAGAACGAGUGUACGACUUCCAGGGCCAGAGUUUUCACAAGCUGCGGCAGGCCUGCCUCCGUCGAGGAGCGCUCUUCAAGGAUCCUCUAUUCCCCGCCACAGACCAGUCCCUCUUUUACAAGAGACAGCCUCCACCGGGUCUGACCUGGAAGAGGCCGAGGGAGAUUUGUAAGGACCCCCGUCUGUUUGUUGAUGGCAUCAGCACUCGUGAUUUGCACCAAGGAAGUCUGGGUAACUGCUGGAUGGUGGCAGCCAUUUCUUGCCUGGCGUCUGAGCCAUCACUAUGGAAAAAGGUCAUCCCCGAUCAUUUGAAUCAGGAGUGGAAUCCAAAGCGUCCCGACUUGUAUGCAGGAAUUUUCCAUUUCAGGUUCUGGCGUCUUGGUCGCUGGAUGGAUGUUGUUGUAGAUGAUCGCCUGCCUGUCAGCGAGGAUGGAGUGCUGCUCUUUUGCCGUUCAGCCACACCACGAGAGUUCUGGAGCGCCCUGCUGGAAAAGGCCUACGCCAAACUUAACGGCUGCUACGAGGCCUUGGAGGGAGGGAACACUGCAGAGGCCCUGAUCGACUUCACUGGUGGAGUUUCAGAGCCUCUCAGUCUGGAUCGUGAGGCCCUGAGACUGCACAGUGACCAGAGGAGGGCGCUCUUCCAGACUUUAACCAAGGUCCAUGAAUGUAAAUCCCUCAUCACUUGCUCCAUACGGCCUGCAGAGGGAGAGACCGUGGAGUCAGUGCUGGAGUGUGGGCUCGUGCGAGGACACGCCUACGGGAUCACGGCAGUGAGGAAGGUGAGGUUGGGGGAGAAGGUACUGAAGACAGGCGGGACAUCCAGACUCUUUAUGGUCCGCAUGAGGAACCCGUGGGGGACCACAGAUUGGACCGGUGCCUGGAGUCAGAGGUCAGAGCAGUGGCAGCAACUGAGUCGUGCAGAGAGGGACAAGAUGGGGCUCGUUGUUCGUGAUGUUGGGGAGUUUUGGAUGGAUUUCGAGGACUUCUGUCAACAUUUUACAGAUGUGGUGGUGUGCAGACUGGUGGAGAGGACUCUGCUGUGGCCGAGAUUUCGCUGGAGAGAAGUGAGCUGCUAUGGGGAGUGGGUUCUACCUCCCCCCACCCAUGGAGCACCUCCACCCACUGUGCUCCAGAGUAACCCUACACUGACCCUGAGUAAGAGCAGCAACGGGCUUGGAGGGACCAAGCAGCGUGGAAACAGAAAGGAGGAUCGACUCGGUGAGAGUCAACAGGAAGGAAGGAAAAGAGGAAGAAGCAAGCCUGAUGCGAACAAAGUGACAACAGAAAAGGGUGGUGGGAAGGUGAAUGGAGUCUGGAAGGUGGAGCUGGAUAAGAGGAGCCGGUGUGGUGGAUGUAUCAAUCACAGGGACACCUUCCUGCACAACCCACAGUUCAUGUUUGAGGUGCGAGCCAAAGAGGAGGAGGUGCUGAUCUGUCUGCAGCAGGAGGACAGGAGGAUGUGGAGGAAAAAUGGAAAAGGAGAAAACCUGCCUAUUGGCUUUGAGGUGUUGAAGGUGGAGGUGAACCGCAGCAGUCGGGUGCAGUGCGUGGCAGAGCAGGCGGCCAGCUCCAUCUACAUGGAUUCCCGCAGUGUGACACUGAGGGGAACUCUGGCUCUGGGACGUUAUGUUGUGCUGCCCACCACCUUCCUGCCGGGCGUCACUGGACGCUUCCUGCUUCGCCUCUUCUCCCACUCUCAUAUCAGACUCAGGGAACUGAGGGAGGACUUACCGUCUCCCUCUGUGCUCCACUGUCUUCUACCUCAGCCCACAGUGGUAACCACAGUUUAUCUCCGCAGGGCGUCAGGACUCAGCCCUCCCAAACAAACAGCCCCCGAUGUUUACGCUGUAGUGAGAUGUGAGAAUGACAACGUCAGGACGCGGGUGUUCAAGGAGAGCGGAAACCCUGAAUUCAACCUGAGAACCAUCUUCUACAGGAGAUACCCCAACACAGACAUCUCUGUUGAGAUAUACAGCAGAGGUCUGCUGUGGGACUCGCUCCUCGGUGAGACUCGACUCCAGACGGCCGAGUCUGAGAGGAGUCGAAGCCUCGUGAUGAAUCUGCGAGGCGGACGGUCUCGUUCAGGGCUCAGAGGUUGCGUCUAUCUUGAGACGUCUUCCAGCGUGUGCCUCACAGACUUGUGACAGUCUGGCUGCCCUGGCAAACACUGCCCUCUCAGUUAUGCAGGCAC
This is a messenger RNA of Oreochromis aureus, 2621 nucleotides long. Its product is annotated as calpain-5-like. The record is from RefSeq and is a predicted model, not a curated record. NCBI's taxonomy places the organism in Eukaryota, Metazoa, Chordata, Actinopteri, Cichliformes, Cichlidae. Gene Ontology annotation, cellular component: cytoplasm. Bases 424 to 2574 code for a protein of 716 amino acids. Gene Ontology annotation, biological process: proteolysis. Gene Ontology annotation, molecular function: calcium-dependent cysteine-type endopeptidase activity. The transcript is spliced from 15 exons.